Messenger RNA from Vitrella brassicaformis, 1612 nucleotides. The record is from the annotation of a GenBank genome assembly. NCBI's taxonomy places the organism in Eukaryota, Vitrellaceae.
GUUGAAAUGUGUGUCUGUCCAUGGAUUCAUUUCUCUGCUCUCCAACACACCACACCCUGCCUGCUGCACUUUUCCACAUCUUUGUCGUUGUCCAUCCAUCGUUGGUUGGUUUUUUCCGUGUCCGCCAAACGAAGGAAGGGACCAGGUAGCAAGCAAGGAUGACAGACAGUAAGUGCAGCUCACUUUUCCACCCCACCCCACACCCCCAUCCAACCCGAUUAUCACGCAACUCGCCCGCCCCAAGCAGAGAGGAAGGAAGGAAUGGAAUGGGUGGGACGAACAUACGCACGUACAAGUGUGUCUCCACUCACACAAGAGUGUGCGCCUCCAUGUCUUCUGUCUGUGUGUCUCGUGCCCGAUUUGUGGACCGCCAUUUUGUGGACGGGCCGGGCUGGCUGGACCUCUCUCUCUCUCUCUCUCUGUGUGUGUGUGUGUGUGUGUGUGCAUGUGCUGUGCUGUGCUGACGGGACUGCGUGUGUGUGGAGAGAGGGGGAGGGGGGGACACAUGGCAUGACAGAGACAUCAGGCCAGUCAGCUGACGAUCGCGAUGUCUCGGCUUCAGCCACUCUACGUGCAUCCCCUCUCAGCUCUCAUCGUUGCUUAAGCUGAUCAGGGAGAUCAACGCACCAACACAGCUGCUUGGACAACGAGCGUCCCACGAACGAACACAUCCGAUGGAUGCAGACAGCGGGGUUGCUCCCAUAGAGUCACAUCCACAAUCAGGCAGACAGACAUAUCGGCGGGCCACGAACCAUCUGGCUUCUUCGUGUCAUGAGCCCUUCUUCUGCCGCUGCACGACGCUCGUCAAGGAUGGCCGUUCAGACGGAGAAGGGUCAGACACGCCGUUCUCCACUGAGUGAGGUUUGGCUGCCUCUUCGGCUGUAAAGAAGCUCCCUAUCCACCGACCAGCGUCCAACACCACGUCUGCACACACACACACACACACACACACACACACACGCCAGCGGCAGGCACCCACGUGCCCAACACCGAACGACGGCUGUGUGUCGUCACUCGUAACGCUCUCCCACGUACUUGGCGGCUCGAUCUCGAUGACGAUUGGCUUGUCAGGCGUCCCCUCCUCAACAAACACGUCCUUGAUGAGGCAUGGUGGCAGGCGGUCUCGUGCCACCGCUUCUGCCCACAGGUCACUCGCUUCUUUGCGGAGGUACUUGAACAACGGCGGAAAGGCUUGCCAGUGCCUCUCAAACCCCACGUGCGGGAGAGCUGCGUAAGCCUUCGUGUAUUGGAUGACAUCCGCUGUGAAGAUCACGAGAUCGGUGUCGUCCGUGUAGGACACAGGGAACGGACCAACCAGCCGGAAGGGCUCGCGUAGUCGACUCUUCUGCAUCACUUCCACCAACCAAUCCGCGCCGUGCUGGAACGCACCACACCCUUCUCAGCCUCGGUCAGGUCUGCACGUGCACCAGGCUCUCGUCUUCGUGCAACACCUGCAUCUCUGGACACUCAGACACAGAGAGAGAGAGAUGUCAGCACAUCUGACCUUCUGGCUGCUUCUGGCCACGUGUAGAGCUCAAUAUAGGUAGAGCUUUACUGUAAGCCUCUCUCCUGCUGAUUUGUGGUAUUUGGCGGGGUCUGUGCGUCCUUCUCC